Messenger RNA from Drosophila hydei, 2023 nucleotides. RefSeq lists its product as uncharacterized. The coding region runs from base 169 to 1980 and encodes 603 amino acids. NCBI's taxonomy places the organism in Eukaryota, Metazoa, Arthropoda, Insecta, Diptera, Drosophilidae. The record is from RefSeq and is a predicted model, not a curated record. The transcript has a single exon.
GAGGGCGAAUUAACGGCAGUUAGAAUAAUGCUGAUAACAACUCGGGCAGUUCUAUUCAACAGCAGGAGACAUUUCGUAGCUAGGUGUUUCGUUAACUUGUAUAGAUAAAGCGGACGAUUGCCGGGCUCGACGUUAGGCGUUAUAACCGCCGCAAUUAGUUUGGCCGCAAUGACAACAAGAGGUAGAAGUUGUUUCGUCAAGCUGACGGUGCUUGCGGUGUUUGUGAUAUUUAUGCUGUUGCUGCUGCUGAGUUCCCUGCACAGCAGGGAUUUGGACUUGCGGCAGCAUCUCGAAACGGAUGUGGAACGGGCGCUGCGAGCGAAACUGUUGUCGCCGCUGGCGCACCCAAGCGAGACUAUCGAGGAGCCGCUUGAUGAGGAACUGGAGCGGCAGCUGGAACACGAGCUGCCCGAGGUGGACUAUGGCUUCUGGACACACUAUGCAAAGCCGCAAAAAUAUCGCAAAAAUAACACAUGCGCCCGGUAUCCAGAUCCACUGGAGCUGCAGCUCCACAACACCUAUUGGCAGACGUUUACUAAUGCGAACGUGACGUUUCGCUUGUAUGCCGCCUACAUGGAUAUGCGUCGGGGCGUCAAGCUGCCAUUGGGUGUGGUGCGCAUUCUGGCCACGGCAAAUCAAAUCAAGUCCGAGUUCCCGCCCACGCACUGCCAGCUGUGGUAUGCCGGCCACAAGGAGCCCGUUAUGACGCAGGUCAGCGAGUUUUUGAGCGUGUGGAUUUACGACUGGGGCCACGUGCCGCUGCUCAGCUAUCCGCAUCUGCUCAGCUGCCCGGUGCCAAAAACUCUGUUCCAUGCCACGCCACGUAUCGUCUCGCUUGUCAGCAAGAGUUGUGACAGCGCCACCAACUCGCUACGCGUGCACUAUGAUCGCUCUCCAGUUGCGAAUGUCACCGUCAAGCCGAGCUCCAGCUCCCGUCUGCAGGUCAACUCCAGCUCCCAGACCUACUCAAAGUCCAGCUCCAUCGCUAGCCCCAGUGCUACGUCUAUUAGCAAUGCUACCGUAAAGUUAAACUUUGGCGUCUGUGUUAAGGCUUUCGAUUUUCCGUACGUGGAUCUCUCGGCUCGCCUGAUCGAGUGGUUCGAACUGCAGCGCCUGUUGGGUGCCACGCGCAUCUACGCCUACAUUUACGACGUGCAUCCGGCGGUGCAGCGGGUAUUGGAUUACUACCAACGCAUCGAUUUCCUCGAGCUUCGUCCCCUAACGAUGGCCAACGGCAUGCCACGUCUACGUCACUAUCAGCACCAGCUGCUGCAGCAUCGUCGCCUAAUUAAACGGCUCAACGAGCUGAUACCCUACAAUGACUGCUUCUAUCGGAAUAUGUAUCGCCACGACUAUAUGCUGAAUGUGGACAUCGAUGAGGUGAUAAUGCCAUUGGGCACUCUAAACAGUUGGCAAGAUGUUAUCGAUGUCGACGAGAUUGAAACGAAAAGGCGUUGCCCGAACGGCCAUGUCUCGCUGUGUUUCAUCAAUACGUACUUCAGCAAGGUGGUGCCCGAGGCGCAAAACCACGAGCAGCUGGAGGCCGAUCAGCUUUAUGUGCUGCAGCACACAUUGCGCUAUCGAAACUAUUCGCUGCCCAAUCGGGCAACCAAGUGCUUUCACAACACUCGCUUCUCGGUGACUCUGCACAAUCAUUUCACGCUCAAGUGGCUGCCUGGCGGCUGCAUGCAGCGCACUCUGAGCACUCAGCUGGCCCAGAUGCAGCACUAUCGCGAGCCAGAUCAGAAGUACGAGCUGUCCGAUCUGGUCGAGGAUCGCAGCGUUUGGAAGUAUGCCACAGAGCUGCGUGCAGCUGUGGAAAAUGCGUGGCUGCAUCUAAACGAUGUUCAGGAGCAAGAUACCAAUGUGGAGGACCAGAAUACGCUAGAGGAGCUGCCAGAGCAGGAAACAGCUCUAGAGCAGGCUCAAGAGCAGCACCAAGUACUGGAGCAAACGCAUACAGCAAAUGCUACAAAUUAAUUCUUAAUUCGAAUAUGUUAAGGGCUUUUUUUUCUUAGUAGUU